UCUCUAAGUUUAGUGGUGGAAAAGUGGAGGUGGAGGCAUCUUUGAAAGAAUGGAUAGUGGUCUGAGGACUUCAAUUUGGUGUUUCCCUUGGUCAGCAUGAAGUUGUGGGACUAAGCUUUGGAUUGAGGUCUGAUUGGUAAUGUCUAAGGAUGAUCAGUAUUUAUUGUUUGAAGAAUUCGGUUAAUUUUAUUUUUAGGGAGGUUAAACUCGCAGUGGUUGCAUAUUUUAUCCAAAAUUUACUUUGGCCUUAUUGAGAAAUAGUUAUUCCAAAGUAUUCAGUAUGCCUCCUUUUCUGAAAUUAGUGAAUGGUACUACUAAAUAAAAAUAAUAGUUUACAAAUAAUUCUCAAAAUGAGCGUCCAUGUAUAAUUCCAAAGAUUUCAGAGCUCUAUGAAGAGUCUUGAUCAUGAUUCCGCCUUCAUUAGAUCAUCUUAAAUAUUUCUUCGCUUCAUAAAAAGUCUAUGUUUGAAAAUAGUCUAAUUUUAUUCUGUUUCCUCUUCUCAAGGUGAAACGAAUUUGCAAUCACAAAUAAAAAACUCAGUGAAUUUUAGAAAUGACUGAGUUAAUUACAUGGGUCUGAAUCAAGUCUGAUAAACGUGUUUUGAUCAAAUUCAUUGAAAAAUAAAUGGAGUUUUAAAAUGUUUUUAAUAAAAUUCGUCCUAAGUUUACUUGUGAUAAGGCUUGGAGGGUCUCUUUGGAGAAGGUAGAUGAUCUAAUUUGAGCACUCCAAGACUUCAUAAAUGCUUCUAAACCUGCUGUUUUAUUGCCAUAUUUAUAACUCUAAAUAUAAUAAGCCUCUACUUCGUCUCUUUUUAAAGAAGAAAUUCAUGAAUGUGAGUCAAGAAAUAAAUAUCUAUUUUUUUAAUUUCUUAAAAUAUGAUUUAUGGGUAAGUAGAAGAAUAGAUUAUAUUUCAAACCAUCCAAUUUUCUGCUAAUUAUCUCCCUCUGAAUUUGCUCUAAAUCUUGUUCAAAUAUAUAUAGCUGCCUUAGCCCAAACCUCUUCAUCUGGAUUUUAUGUGGUUCACCAUAUUAAUAAAUAUUUUCUAAUAACUCAAAAUGGAAAAUGAAGAAAUUUCCAGCUGGAGAAUUAAGCAAAGGGUCAAAAAACGCUUUCUAAAUUAAAGAGAAUCAAUAGUAUUUAAAUCACUAUAUCUCUAUGUGAAAUAACUUCCAUUAUCUUAGGCCAGAAGUUCAUCCUUCACCUACCUAUUAUUACAGAUUUUAAAACAAGAAGUAUCUGAAGAAGUAGCUCAAUUUAAAACUUGAGAAAAUUGUAGUCGAAGCUUGGGUUAGUCUAGCGAUAAAUUCGUCAAAAUAUGUUCUAAUUGGUCUGAAUAUUUUCACAUAAAUUAUAUAUCAAAACUAUAGCUAACACUCUAGAUAUCAAUAGGUUAGAACUAAAUUGAAAAAUAAUCCAUGAAUCUAAAAAUUGUUGUUAUUUUAACUAAACUCAGAAAUACGAUUUGCUGUUUGACAACAAUAUCUCCAAUUACUUUCCAGAUUAUUAGCAUUUAAUUUUAUACUCUAUGACCUAUUGGUGUUAUACUUAUCAAUCCUAACAUCAUACAACCCCAUCACUUCCCAUCCACACCUAAAACUCUCUAAUCAGCUCUAAAUCCGCAUAAAAACCUCGAAAUCCUCCCUAAUCAAUGAAUCCCAAAACCUCCAAAAUUCCCAUACAAACGUACCCCCACAUUCCCUCAAAACU
Messenger RNA from Moneuplotes crassus, 1707 nucleotides. The record is from the annotation of a GenBank genome assembly. NCBI's taxonomy places the organism in Eukaryota, Ciliophora, Spirotrichea, Euplotida, Euplotidae.